Monopterus albus (swamp eel) is the source of this 2676-nucleotide messenger RNA. RefSeq names its product E3 ubiquitin-protein ligase KCMF1-like. The transcript is spliced from 7 exons. Gene Ontology annotation, biological process: synaptic signaling. The record is from RefSeq and is a predicted model, not a curated record. Gene Ontology annotation, molecular function: zinc ion binding. Gene Ontology annotation, cellular component: plasma membrane. Bases 222 to 1475 code for a protein of 417 amino acids. NCBI's taxonomy places the organism in Eukaryota, Metazoa, Chordata, Actinopteri, Synbranchiformes, Synbranchidae.
UAGCCAAUGAUGAUACGUCAGCGCCACUGCGUGGCCAGAGGAGCGGGGCGCCAGACGGUGACACAGCAGGAGGCGGAGGGGGGCAGUGAGCCAGACAGGAUCCUUCAUGAGGGAAGAGGCCAGGGACAGUCAGCCAGCCCCGGCUUCUCUUCUCUUCACUAAUAUUAUUCUAUAUUACAAACCAGGGAGCCCGAGUAGAGGGCUGCGUUAGUGUCCGUAGGAUGUCCCGUCAUGAGGGCGUGAGCUGUGAUGCAUGUUUAAAAGGCAACUUCAGAGGUCGGCGAUACAAAUGUUUAAUUUGCUACGACUACGAUCUGUGCGCAUCGUGCUAUGAGAGCGGUGCAACCACGACUAGACACACCACAGAGCAUCCCAUGCAGUGUAUAUUAACUCGCGUUGACUUUGACCUGUACUACGGUGGAGAAGCGUUCUCAGUGGAUCAGCCCCAGGCCUUCACAUGUCCCUACUGUGGCAGGAUGGGCUACACAGAAAUCUCCUUGCAGGAGCACGUGGCUGCAGAGCACACAGAGACCUCCACAGAAGUGAUCUGCCCCAUAUGUGCAGCACUGCCAGGUGGCGACCCAAAUCAUGUGACAGAUGACUUUGCUGCUCAUCUCACACUUGAACACAGAGCACCAAGAGACUUGGAUGAGUCCAGUGGGGUGCGGCAUGUGAGGAGGAUGUUUCAUCCUGGCCGUGGACUAGGGGGUCCGCGAGCACGUAGGUCGAACAUGCACUUCACCAGCAGUACCACUGGGGGGCUCUCCACCAGUCAGAGCUCCUCACAGAGCUCAAACUACAGCAGAGAGGCCAUGGACCCCAUAGCAGAGCUUCUGUCGCAGUUGUCAGGGGUGCGGCGUUCGGCGGGUGGCCAGCUCAGUUCAGGCCCCUCGGCCUCACAGCUUCAACAGCUACAGAUGCAACUCCAGUUAGAGCGUCAGCAGGCCCAGGCAGCGCGUCAGCAGCUGGAGACAGCUCGAAAUGCCACUCGGGGCGGUGGCCGAGCCAAUGCAAUCCUCAACACCAAUUCAGCCGCCACAAACCCCACCCCCAGCGCCAACCACAAUACUAACCCCAGCCCUAACCCAGGUCCACCCGAGUCCAACACACAGCAUACUGCACAUAGCUCCCAGUUUCUACUCAGCAGGCUGAGCGAACCGCGGCUGUCUGAGGCAGAGAGGCAGGCGUGCGAGGCCCAGUGGGCCGACAGGAGCCUAUUUGUGACGGAGCUGCUGCUGUCUACACUGCUGCCUGACGAGGCUGCCUUGGCCUCUUCCUCCGAGGAUGAGGACGACUGUCACAGCUCAUUGCGGAAUUUUGCCGACUUCAAGGCCAUGGGCUGUGUUGAGGUCAUGACCUUGGACGUGGCUCUGGAGAACCUCAACCUCAAGGAGACGACCCCGACUACCAAGACGACGAAAACGACAACUAAACCUGCGCCAACGAAGAAAGAGCCUCCUGCGCCGCCCCUUUGAUGACAUGGCCUCUUCCUCCCCCCCCCCCCAGCCACCAUUGUUACUGGCUGACUGCUGAGUCAGUCCAAGUGCCAAUGGAUGACAAAAAAAAAAAGACUGCAGUUAUUUUUGGCCUUUUUUUUUUUUUCUCAGUGAUUGUCAUUUCAGCUCUGUCGCUCCCUACUCGACCCCAUGUUUAUUACUUUGUGUACAUUGAAUAAAAGUAGUGAGACGAGAGAAUGUGAAAGCAAGCAAGCGUGAUGGGUGCGUGAGAGAAAGAAAACUAUAUAAAUAUAUAAUAGAAAAAUCUAUAUUAAAAUUGAUAAUCAAUUCCUCAUAACCCGUGUUUCCUCUAGCAGAUGAGCAAAGCGUAGUUAGCUGUUUAAGAGACAAACACGCCACCCAUUCAUCCAGGGAGGAGGCAGACACAAACCUCUCCGGCAAAAACGCUGCUGUGUAUUUAUAUUAAUUAAAGAAGUGCUUGGAUGGUUUACUACAACAUAAGCAUGAGCUUAAAUCACCAUGUGCCCAUUUUUAACUGCACAGUCACUAGACGGGGAAGUCGCUCUUUUGUUCAGACACCUGAGUAUAACUGUAAAUGAAUGGUGCUGAGUGCCACGCCACUGGCAUUUCUGCAACAUACACGCAAAGACUGACGGUUGUCGCUCUGUUUCAUUUAUGUCCAGUCUCCAGCCCCCCCUCUCCCUUUUGUGACAUCACCUGUUGUGGGUCACAUGACCUUGCUUUAUAUCAACUAUGGGCACUUUAGUUUGGUAUUGCAUAUCCAGUGUCCAUUUGUGUACACUACAGAUGCUCUACAUAAAGGCGAUACACGACUUGGAGGCAAACUCUUGUGACCAUUUUCAGGCCUUUUCUAACGUGGAAGAUAGACAACCCUGGUCUUCAUAUGGUUGCCCCCCCCCACCCCCCUUGCUGUCUUGCUUUUAUUGAAAACCAGAUACUUCUUUAUUAAGCUUCCCUGAUCUGAAAUGAAUCUUCUCUCCAUUGCUCAUGAAUGCAAAGAUUACUCAUGUGACUUGAAGGACAGAAUCCUGUAUUGCUCUUUCCAUUAAUUUCUUUCAGUCAAAAAGAUCUUUUUAUGCCUCCACUGCUACCUGAAGAAAUGCAGUGUAUGUUUUUGGCUCAGCGAAUAAGCCAAAUCACAGGGUAAACCUUUCAGUUUGGAGGACAAUAAAAAUGUUUUGGAUGGAAAUGAAUUAAU